AUGGCUCAGAUUAACACUCCCUUGAUCCAGAAGAGUGAUGGAAUGCUGUGUUAUUUUUUGCCAAUUUCUUAUGUUUUAUUCUACUUACGUUUCCUGACUAAACUCGCUAGUGUGGUUAACUGGAUAUUCAUCUGGGAUUUGGGUAUUUUUCUGUUUUCCAGCAUGAUCUUGACCUUAAUAAACUGGGUUUUGAUAAAGCUUCCAAAUGUGGUUUCCAAAAAUGUCGGAUUUAUAAUAGUUACUUUACCAAUAGUUGUUGUGAGCACAAUAAUGAUGGAGAUGAUCAGGAACUCCGAACAAUUCUAUCAGAUCUUUGCUUAUGGAGGUGUAAUUUUAAUGCUGUCUGCGAGGUUAAGCUCUGAUAGUGAUUCAUUUUUUAUCUUGAGAGCUCUCGUCUUUCAAUAUGAAUCUUGUUCGAUCAUUUAUUUUCUGGACUCUAAAGAUGAUCUUCACAUUACAAAAGGAUUAUGGAUGUUCGCUGUAUUUAUCAUUGGCUUAUGCGUUCAUGUUUUUCCACAUCAUGAUGCAAAGUUGGCUGUUAGAUUCUUACUCCCUUUGUUGCCUCAGAAAUUCUGUCCUCCCAUAGCCCGGUGA
Molecule: messenger RNA, 594 nt
Organism: Fraxinus pennsylvanica
Lineage: Eukaryota; Viridiplantae; Streptophyta; Magnoliopsida; Lamiales; Oleaceae
Source: the annotation of a GenBank genome assembly